Cantharellus anzutake is the source of this 746-nucleotide messenger RNA. RefSeq lists its product as uncharacterized. The coding region runs from base 228 to 662 and encodes 144 amino acids. Gene Ontology annotation, molecular function: transcription corepressor activity. Lineage: Eukaryota; Fungi; Basidiomycota; Agaricomycetes; Cantharellales; Hydnaceae. Gene Ontology annotation, cellular component: chromatin; histone deacetylase complex. Gene Ontology annotation, biological process: negative regulation of transcription by RNA polymerase II. The record is from RefSeq and is a predicted model, not a curated record. The transcript is spliced from 4 exons.
UCGCCUGGGCCGCUUUGGCCUUAAUUCUGGAAUCUCGCUGUCUGAUAAGCGGCCUAUAAGCUUUCCCGUGCCCAAACGCUGUUUCCUGUUGGUCAAAGCCCUCUGCUUCCUGGACCCACAAUCCUUCCACCACUUCCUGUUGCAUCGCCAUUCAGUAUUCGAUCCACCUGUAUGCUCAGUCCACACCUAGGACACCAGCAGCGAUCGGUCCGUUACCUGAAUCGGGGAUGCUAGCUCCCAGAAUGCCUGUAAAUUCAUCCUCCAUGACACCCGUCUCCCCUGGGGCGCGUCCUCUCACUGUCAAAGAUGCUCUCUUGUAUUUGGAGUUGGUGAAGGCUAAGUUCAGCGACCAACCGGACGUCUAUAAUCAGUUUCUUGAUAUCAUGAAGGACUUCAAAAGACGAUCGAUUGACACUCCCGGCAUCAUCUCCGGUCCGCCUGUCCAGCCAGAAUUCAAUCAUGCCAUCAAGUUCGUAAACAAAAUCAAGAACCACUUACAAAAACGCAUGAACAACUCCUGGAAAUACUUCGGAGGUAUCAGAAAGAACAACACCCAUGUCAGGACCUCUGUGGGACCCCCCCCCCCAAGUCUUGUGUUCCAAUUUCCGCUCAAUUCUACGAGCGGUGUUUUUAGCGUGCGCGACGAUGCCUCGAGACUUUAAAUACCCCCACUCGAUGCUCUGGAACGCAACUUCUUCUUGAACUACUAGGCUCCCCGCGAAUCCAGAAAACAACAAUAUAAAGUU